Homarus americanus (American lobster) is the source of this 537-nucleotide messenger RNA. RefSeq names its product proline-rich protein 2-like. Lineage: Eukaryota; Metazoa; Arthropoda; Malacostraca; Decapoda; Nephropidae. The transcript is spliced from 2 exons. Bases 1 to 537 code for a protein of 178 amino acids. The record is from RefSeq and is a predicted model, not a curated record.
AUGUCGCGUCAUCAAUUGCAGGUAUUCAAGGCGUCGUCGUCAUCAGUUGUAUUUAAGGCGUCGUCGUCAUCAAUUGCAGGUAUUCGCGCGUCGUCGUCAUCAAUUAGAACCCCAGAGGACCCCAGAGGGACCCAAAGGACGCUAGAGGACCCCAGAAACUUUCAGGAGACGCUAGAUAACCCCGAGGACCCCAACGAGACCCCAGAGUACCUCACAGGACCCCACACCCAAAGAACCCCACAGAACCCCAGAGAACCCAAACAGGACCCCAGAGUACCCUCACAGGACCCCACAGGACCCCAAAGAACUCCCAGAGGACCCCCAAAGAACCCUACAGGACCCCAGAGUACCCUCACAGGACCCCAAAGAACCCCAGAGGACCCCAAAGAACCCCCAGAGUACCCCACGAACCCAGAGAACCCCACAGGACCCCAAAGAACCCCCAGAGGACCCCAAAGAACCCCGAGAAGACCCCCACAGAACCCCAUGGUGGGUAUUCUCUAUUCGCCUCUCCUGUUUUACACCCUACCUAAAUGA